GGGAGGCGGGGCGCGGUAACCGACGCCGGGGACCCCCGCGGCCGGGGAGCCUGCGCCCGGCGCUUCGCGCGCAGGCGUUACUCGGCGGGGCCGUUAGCCGCCCGUGGCCUCGGCGGCGAGGCCUCCCGGAUGCCGGUUGGCGCUCUGCGGAGCAGAGCGGAGGCUGGGCCCAGGCCGCGGGCAGGGUGGGAUGCCGACGGGCCGCUCGCCCGCGGAGCUGGAGGCGGCGGCGGCGGCGGCGGGGAUGGACGCCCUGGAGGAAGAGAGCUUCGCGCUGUCCUUCUCUUCCGCCUCUGAUGCAGAAUUUGAUGCUGUGGUUGGAUGCUUAGAGAACAUUAUCAUGGAUGACGAGUUCCAGUUAUUACAGAGAAAUUUCAUGGACAAGUACUACCAGGAGUUUGAAGACACGGAAGAGAAUAAACUCACCUACACACCUAUUUUUAACGAAUAUAUUUCUUUGAUAGAAAAGUAUAUUGAAGAACAGCUCCUGAAGCGGAUUCCCGGCUUUAACAUGGCGGCUUUCACAACAAGUUUACAGCACCAUAAAGAUGAAGUGGCUGGUGACAUAUUCGACAUGCUGCUCACCUUUACAGAUUUUCUGGCUUUUAAAGAAAUGUUUCUGGACUACAGAGCAGAAAAAGAGGGCCGGGGACUGGACUUAAGCAGCGGUUUAGUGGUGACUUCACUGUGCAAAUCAUCUUCUACACCAGCUUCCCAGAACAAUCUGCGGCCCUAGGUCCCACCUCCAGGCAGUAGGAUCUUUCUGAACGUCGCCAGCCCAAUAGACUGGGAGAGGGGUUGGCUAAUGAUGACAGAAGAACACAUCUUGGAAAGACUGA
Messenger RNA from Ceratotherium simum simum (southern white rhinoceros), 839 nucleotides. RefSeq names its product ARF like GTPase 2 binding protein (gene ARL2BP). Gene Ontology annotation, cellular component: mitochondrial intermembrane space. Gene Ontology annotation, biological process: positive regulation of tyrosine phosphorylation of STAT protein; maintenance of protein location in nucleus. NCBI's taxonomy places the organism in Eukaryota, Metazoa, Chordata, Mammalia, Perissodactyla, Rhinocerotidae. The record is from RefSeq and is a predicted model, not a curated record.